Messenger RNA from Cydia strobilella, 1542 nucleotides. RefSeq lists its product as uncharacterized. Gene Ontology annotation, molecular function: serine-type endopeptidase activity. The record is from RefSeq and is a predicted model, not a curated record. The transcript is spliced from 14 exons. NCBI's taxonomy places the organism in Eukaryota, Metazoa, Arthropoda, Insecta, Lepidoptera, Tortricidae. Gene Ontology annotation, biological process: proteolysis. Bases 1 to 1542 code for a protein of 513 amino acids.
AUGGAUAUAAAUUGGAAAGGUUUACUAACAAUUCUGAGCAUACAAAAGUUUCUUAAACCAUUGUCCAUUAAAUGCUAUUGUUGGUUUGCAGUUUGUGUCGGGAUCAAAUGGGACAAGAUUCGAUGCUCGUUCGACCGGCAACCCGUUCAAGAAGGAUUGCUGCCUGAAGAACAAUUUGGACGUUUUCCCUGGCUAGGUGUUAUCCAGUAUGACUUUUACUCAGCGGAUACGAUGCGUUACAGCAUCACAGGAGCUGUGCUCAUACAUCCCGAAUAUGCACUUGCGCCAGCCGAGGACAUGGCUAAAAUCGAUAAAGAUAUCCUCAGGAACAGCACAUAUUUCAUAGUGUGGUACAGCGCGGCGGUAAAAUACACCAUGGGCGUGGAAAAUUACACUCUAAACAAAGAGUACGAAUCCCUCACGUAUGCCACCACUGCACUUGUGAAAAUUGUCAGAGACAGGACCAUCGAGCUGGGAGACCCAGAGUACGGAGAAUUCCAGAAAGAAGUAAUCACAAUGGAUGUCGUGGACGUCAAGAAUUGCGACUUGUAUGAUGAAAAAGCCGAGCCGGAGCUAAAGAUGCUGGUUCCGACGUACCCAAUCUGCGCGUCGGCACAGGGCGUGCAUUUCACUUGCUUCAUGGACUCGGGCACCGUGCUCGUCUCUAGAGACUCCAACGAAUAUUGGACGUUGACAUUUCCAGUUGAGCCCGCCAGUGAAGAAGGAGAUGUGGUCACGUUCAAGCGAAUCACCAAUGCCGUGAAAUGGGACCAGGUACCGUGCUCAGUAGACCGUGCUCCGAUAGUAGAAGGUGUGUUGGCCCCAGACCAGAUGGGACGGUUUCCCUGGCUCGGCGUCAUACAGCAUGACUUCUACUUGUACGGUAAAAGGCGGUCGUUCAGCGUGACAGGUGCGGUUCGGAUCCAUGCAUCCUAUGCGCUUGCACCUGCCGAGGACAUGGCUAUGAUCAACCGUAAAACGAUCGCCAACACCACACAUUUUAUAGUAUGGCACAGCGCAGAACUGAAGUAUUCCAUUGGUGUAGAAGACUACAUCAUGCAUCCCGAGUACGAAGACCGGAGGACCUACGCCACCACCGCGCUGGUUGAGCUCAUGAUUGUGGAAUCGAAUCAAGUUGGACACCCAGCCCCUGUUCUGCCAAUCUGUUUGCCUGCCAAGAACCACCCUUCAUUUGACAAAAUCUAUGUCGUAAAAAUGACUACUGCAGAUGAUGGUCAGAUUCUGAAGGAGAUAAUCUCAAUGAUAGCCAUUGACAACAAAGACUGCGACAUGUUCUAUGAAAAGGCUGAGCUGGACUUCAAGAUGAUGUUGCCCUCUCAGCCGAUUUGCGCGGCCACCCUCGAGCAACAGCCGGCCUGCAUAUGGGACGGCGGCGCUGUAUUGGUCACAAGAGAGCCGGAUAGCUAUUGGACACUGUUAGGUUUCGGGGUGCGUGGGCCGGGCUGCGGCGCGCCGGCGCGCUUCGUCGACGUACAAAGCCAGCUGUUGUGGAUCGACCCUCAGGUCAGCGCCACUACGUGA